This is a messenger RNA of Vanrija pseudolonga, 389 nucleotides long. RefSeq lists its product as uncharacterized. The record is from RefSeq and is a predicted model, not a curated record. NCBI's taxonomy places the organism in Eukaryota, Fungi, Basidiomycota, Tremellomycetes, Trichosporonales, Trichosporonaceae. Bases 28 to 267 code for a protein of 79 amino acids. The transcript is spliced from 3 exons.
GCCCAACAACAACACACACACAUCAAAAUGGGAUUCCGGUACAGGGUACGCCCCACGAAGCAGGCCGCCCAGACCCCCUGCGCGGCACAGCUCACGACCCUCCUCGCGUGCUUCGCGACGACGGGCGACCUCCGCGCCGGCGUAGAGGGCACGCAGGGCUGCGCGGCCGCCGCCAAGAACCUGCAUCUGUGCAUGGCGCAGCCGUAUAAGAAGGGGUCGGGCGCUACGCCGUCGAUCAACUACCUCCUCAGCAAGGUCCGUCGAUAGACGCGCUGCUAGCGCCGGGGUCGUCGCCUCGCCCAACGGCGCAACGCCGCAUGCCACACGCCGCACGCACACGCGCACGCCGGCCGUUCCAUAUUGUAUACCAUGCACUGCAUCGCUCGUGA